Messenger RNA from Myxocyprinus asiaticus (Chinese sucker), 1585 nucleotides. RefSeq names its product WD repeat and FYVE domain-containing protein 1-like. The record is from RefSeq and is a predicted model, not a curated record. The transcript has 12 exons. The coding region runs from base 20 to 1252 and encodes 410 amino acids. Lineage: Eukaryota; Metazoa; Chordata; Actinopteri; Cypriniformes; Catostomidae. Gene Ontology annotation, molecular function: metal ion binding; protein binding.
GAAACAAGAGCAAACAGCGAUGGCGGCGGAGAUCCACUCGAGGCCUCAGAGCUCCAGACCCGUCCUGCUCAACAAGAUCGAGGGCCACAGCGACGCUGUGAACACGGCCCUGCUCAUCCCGAAAGAGGAUGGAGUGAUCACGGUCAGCGAGGACAGGACAAUUCGAGUUUGGCUAAAGAGAGACAGUGGACAGUACUGGCCCAGCAUCUACCACACAGUGUCCUCUCCAUGCUCCUGUAUGUCAUAUCACCAUGAGAGCAGACGGAUCUUCAUUGGGCAAGACAAUGGGGCCAUUGUGGAGUUCCUCAUCUCAGAAGAUUUCAACAAAAUGAACCAUGUAAAAACAUACCAAGCUCAUCAGAACCGUGUGUCGGAUCUGGUCUUCUCCCUGGAGAAUCAGUGGUUGAUCAGUACAGCUCAUGAUAAAAGCAUCAGUUGGAUGAGCACUCAGAGUGGGUCAGUGCUGGGACGUCACAGCUUCAGCUCAUGGGCCUCCUGUUUGCAAUAUGAUAACGAUACCCAGCAUGCCUUUGUGGGAGAUUAUUCAGGCCAGAUCACUCUGCUGAAACUGGAUGGACAGACAUGCUCAGUUAUUUCCACACUAAAGGGACAUGAAGGUAGUAUUGCUGCAUUGUAUUGGGACCCGGUUCAGAGGUGGUUGUUUUCUGGAGCGUCUGAUCACAGUGUGAUUAUGUGGGACAUCGGCGGCAGACAGGGACGCACAUUACUACUGCAGGGACACCAUGAGAAGGUUCAGGCGUUGAGGUAUCUGCCACUGACCCAUCAGUUAGUGUCCUGCUCCGCUGAUGGAGGAAUAACAGUGUGGAACAUGGACACGACACGAGAGGAGGCUUCGCAAUGGUUGGAAAGCGAUUCGUGUCAGAAAUGCGAACAGCCAUUUUUCUGGAAUAUAAAGCAGAUGUGGGACUCUAAGACACUGGGGCUUCGACAGCAUCACUGCAGGAAGUGUGGUAAGGCGAUUUGUGGGAAGUGUAGUUCCAAACGCUCCACGUACCCCAUCAUGGGUUUCGAAUUCCAAGUUCGCAUGUGUGACGACUGCAUCGACACCAUCAAAGAGGAAGAUCGGACUCCUUUGGCAACGUUUCAUGAGGGGAAACACAACAUCGCUCACAUGGACAUGGACCCGAGCCGAGGACUGAUGGUCACGUGUGGGAGUGAUCGAGUUGUUAAGAUCUGGGAUAUGACGCAGGUGAUUGGCAGCAGCGUAGCGGCAGGAUUCUCUUCCCGCUGAUUGGCCGUUUCUGAAUGCUCCGCCCACACUCUGCCAACAAAUAUGUGUUGAGGAUCUGUCAUCACUAUGGAAACGCUCACCUGUCUUACUCUCUUGUACUUCAACUGUGGAGUCUACAUAAAACGGACAGUCCAACUUGGAGUGUGUACGUGAAUGUGUUUGAUGGUCCUUAUUUUUAUGAGCGUUGUAGCUAUGGAUCAGAGUAUUAUUUUCUCAUAUGACCUGGAUUUAACAAACAUGAACUUGAGGUACUUCUAAAGCACAAUAUUUGCACUCUAUGUGUGUGUUUGUUUGUGCCUUUUUCACUUACUGUAUUCCUUUUAUCCAUAAUUA